This is a messenger RNA of Paramecium primaurelia, 873 nucleotides long. The record is from the annotation of a GenBank genome assembly. Lineage: Eukaryota; Ciliophora; Oligohymenophorea; Peniculida; Parameciidae.
AUGAACUGUCCUUGUUGUUGUUGUAUAUAGGAUGAGAAUGAAUUUGUGAGAAUUAAAGAUUGCAAAUGCAUAUAUUGUUAUUCUUGCUUAAUUGAAUAAAUAAAAGUGAAAAAAGAUGAAAAAUGUCUUGGAUGUCCAUAAAAUUUAGAUUUUAUUAAGAUAUUUCAUUAAACAAAAUAUGAACCAUAAUUAUAAGAAAUUUUAUGCAUUCAAUAUUUAUAGAAUUGUUAAGACACUUUACCUUGUCCAAAAGCUGAUUGCAAAUAUUAUGGUAUUAUUCCAGAUGAUUGUGAUGGAAAUUAUGAAUGUGAAAAGUGUCAUACUAUUUGGCAUGAACAAAAUAUUACAUUUUUUAAUAAGCAAAAGUUAUUUACUAAAGCUAUGUAAUUUAUUGUAACAAAACCUUGUCCUCAAUGUGGUGUUUUAAUUUAAAAGAAUGGAGGAUGUCCUUAAAUGAAAUGUCAACAUUGUAGAUAUAUAUUUUGUUGGGAUUGUGAUUAAGAUAUUUUGAAACAUACAGAAUUUCAAUGCAAUUUAAUAAAAUCAUUUCAUUUACUCAUUAUUUUCGUUUAAAUGCUAUCAUUACUCUAUACUAUAGGAUUUUUAGAUCUAUUCUACAAUAUUAUCUGUUUCAUAUUACACUAUUUGUUAAUUUGUAUAAUAUCUCCUUUAUUUAUAAUAAUACCAACAUAUUCAAUCUAUUUAGCAUUUUAUAAAAGAUAUUUUAAGAAAUGUACAUUGUUAUUACUAUCAAUAAUACCAACUAUGUAUUUAAAAGAGUAUUUGGAAUUAGAUUUGGAUACAAUAUUAAGUGUGAGUGUUGUUGAGACUAUAGUAAUGGUAUUAAUAAUAAUAAAAACAUACAAUAAAUGA